AUGGGUUGGAUGACACGGUUCUUAGCUGCUGUAGCGUUCUUGGCAAUUGGAGUACUCUUUUCUCCAGAAACUUUCGGGUCAAAAUCAGAGGGUCAACAUCCUCCAAAGCUCGUAACUUUGCUGAAAUUGGCUCAUCUUCUCUGCUUUUCCACUGCCUUUGGCGCUGCUCUUUGGGUCACUUUCAUUGGUGGUAUCAUCAUGUUCAAAACAUCUCACAUGAUGAAAGAAAGGCAUAAGAUAGAGAGAGAGGCCAACAUCGGGGAGGAAGUCGGAUGGACCAAGAACCAGGAAGUUGCAAAGGCUAAUCCGAAGCUUGCAGCAAUGAACAAGAAAUUUGGGAUGAUUCAUGGACUAUCUUCCCUUGCUAACAUUUUCUCCUUCGGUUGCCUUGCCAUGCAUUCCUGGUAUUUGGCCGGAAAACUGAAUCUGUAG
This is a messenger RNA of Nicotiana attenuata, 432 nucleotides long. Its product is annotated as transmembrane protein 205-like. Bases 1 to 432 code for a protein of 143 amino acids. NCBI's taxonomy places the organism in Eukaryota, Viridiplantae, Streptophyta, Magnoliopsida, Solanales, Solanaceae. The transcript has 3 exons. The record is from RefSeq and is a predicted model, not a curated record.